Messenger RNA from Coregonus clupeaformis (lake whitefish), 1834 nucleotides. RefSeq lists its product as uncharacterized. The coding region runs from base 124 to 1803 and encodes 559 amino acids. The record is from RefSeq and is a predicted model, not a curated record. Lineage: Eukaryota; Metazoa; Chordata; Actinopteri; Salmoniformes; Salmonidae. The transcript is spliced from 2 exons.
GGAAUGGAAUGACAUCAUAAAUAAGGAGUACCCAAGAAGAGACACAGCUGUGUUUAGUCUUCUUCAGAUUUAUCACCUCCAUACAUCCCUGUUUUGUGCCAACAAGACAGGUAGGAGGCAGAGAUGGACAGGAGGCAACAGGAGAAGGGAACAAAGGAGAGACUGAAAGAGAUAGAGAAUUUCAGGGUACAAGAGGAUAAGACAAAGGCAGAAAAAUAUGAAAGAAAAAUAGGACAGAAGACAAGGGAGAACACAGAUAUGGAGAGUGUGCAACAGGACAAAGGGAGGAUCCCGAGAAAGUGUGAGCCUGCUGUCCCUGUGCUAAAUGUCAGGGUCAUCGAGUGCAAGCCCAGGCCAAAACCAGACCUGACACCUGAAUAUGGACUCGAGCCCAAUGCUGAUCCAGCACCGAGGCCCAGGGCUGACAAGACAAACAUGGAGCUGCCGGACAUUGAGGAUGAGGAGUGUGAGGAUGAAGAGUUGACUCUCAUGGGCAACAAUAACAUUAUGCGUUCCUCAGAUCUGGAGGAAGCCCAGCAUAAGCUUCAAAAGGAGGCUGAGGAGGCCAGGCGUAGAGGCCAGGCCGAGGCCAUCGAGAAAUGUUACAGACACAAUGAUGAGGAAAUCUUAUCAGGCUCUAGUAAUAUUAGUAAAGAGGACAGCGCACCACCUAUGAAUGUUGCCAAUGGUACGACUAAUGGGGAUAUGGAGGGAGGAACCUGUUCCUCAAACAGUAACGAGUCAGAUGAGAGAACUACCAAAGUGGACAGCGUGACAGGGAAAGUGAUUGGCUGGGUGAACAAAAAAGUCAAAGAGAGAAAUGAGAGAAAGAUUGCAAGAACAUACUGGAGGGAGGAGACUCAAAGUGAUCAGUUGUACAUAAACGGUGUAGUGAUUUGCAGCCGUGCCCAGCGAGAGAGAGAAAAGAGGUCAAAACUCCUCAAGGGUGAGCAAACCAGACGGAGGCUGGAAAGACGCUGGCAAGAGUGGGAGGAGAAGAGAGACAGAAAAAAGAACACGCUGAAGAGGGUACAGAGAAAUGGGCUCUGGUACAAGGAGUUGGAGAACAAGUACAACAGCCAGGGUAGACAUGAGGACAACUCACUGCCUGAUGAAGCAGCUGAGGCUGAUGGUGAUGAAGAGGUGGAAUACCUUUUAACGUACGGGCCCUGCGACUGCGAACUCUGCAGGGACGGAUACAAAUGUCUCUGGUACAAUUAUGACAAGGAGGAGACAGACCCCAACGAGGCGAGGAGCAAGAGGAGGAUAAUCAAUUGGAUCAAUACAAGAGUCAAAGAAGAUUAUCGCAAGAGAAUCAACACAACCUUUAACAUCCAGAGUUUAGUAUGUGAUGAUUAUGCAAUUUACGGAAACGCCAUCCUUCGCCAAUGGGACCUACAGAAGAUCAUAAGGCGGGAACUCGUAAAAAAGGAGGAGAGAAGACAGAGGCUGGAGAAGCGCUGGAAGGAGUGGGAGAAGGCGAGGGCCGAGAAGAUAAAUACAAUUCUUCAGAAGAAGGAACAGGCCAGGCUCAAUAGACUGAUAGACCUGAAUCUAGAGGCAGACCAGAAGAUCAAGGAGUUCAUUGCUGCCAAUCCAGGAAUCCAGUCCCAGUACCCUGGAAGCCAUACCAGGGUGGAGAUGAUGGGACGUUGGGACAUGGGCUACCAGAGGGAGGAGACUCAGGGCCAGGAGGGCAGAGUAGGGCCUGCUACUGUACAGAAGUCCACUGUACCUCUGCGGACCAAGAAAAUAACCAAAUGGCAGAAGUUGCAAAAAUGGUUAUACAUGAUCCAACUGUGAAAGGUCCAGCCCCAGAAUGCUCAUAUGAAAG